Messenger RNA from Rotaria sp. Silwood1, 741 nucleotides. The record is from the annotation of a GenBank genome assembly. NCBI's taxonomy places the organism in Eukaryota, Metazoa, Rotifera, Eurotatoria, Philodinida, Philodinidae.
AUGAAAAAAUCAACAGAAGAUAAAUAUGUUGAAGAAACCGUUGAAGCUGUCGAGAAAGUCGGACGAUUUACACAUAUGAACAUACAUGAUCAAUCAUCUUUCAAUGAACUUAUUAAUAAUACAAACCGACAACUCUUAUCAUUCGUUUCUGCAACAUCUAAACCUGUUCAACUCAAUACAAAAUGGCAAGAACAAUUGAGAAAUGAAAAAGAACGAGCUAGGCGAAGUUUGAUUACAGGCAACUACGACAAACCAGAUGACACAUUAGAUUUAUUUGCUGCAAAAGAUGCCGUUGUAACAGUGGUGGAUUCAAAUAAUUAUAAUAAAUAUAAUUCUGAAAAUUAUGGCUCGAUUCUUCCAGUAAUCUCUAUCAAAACGAACUUUCCAACUCAAAAGACUAUCGCCGAUGAAUUUACAUUGAACAGAGAACAACGAGCUGCAUUCAUGAUAAUAACAAGUCAUCUUGAUGGUGACAGCCGUUGUCGUACAGGCGAUAAUAACGGUCAACUUAUAAUGUGCAUACCUGGAUUUGGUGGUACAGGCAAAUCACAACUUAUUCGUGCUAUAAGUAAAUACUUUCUUGUUACGAAAAGAAUGCAGAUGAUGCGAAAGCUUGCACACACUGAAAUCGCUGCUGCUGAAAUAGGUGGUAUGACUAUUCAUUCAUUUUUGGGUGAACAACGUAAUUCUGGAAAGCCACGAACCAUCAAACCAGAUGAUUCAAAACUCGAGAAAGAAUGA